Prosopis cineraria is the source of this 2583-nucleotide messenger RNA. Its product is annotated as adagio protein 1-like. The coding region runs from base 192 to 2027 and encodes 611 amino acids. Gene Ontology annotation, molecular function: protein binding. Gene Ontology annotation, biological process: response to blue light; circadian rhythm. The record is from RefSeq and is a predicted model, not a curated record. The transcript has 2 exons. Gene Ontology annotation, cellular component: SCF ubiquitin ligase complex; cytosol; nucleus. Lineage: Eukaryota; Viridiplantae; Streptophyta; Magnoliopsida; Fabales; Fabaceae.
UCUUGUUUCUUAGCUAUAUUCCCACCACUCGUUUCUACACACAUCUCAAAACCCCUUCUUCUUCAUUCCCAUUUCCCGCACUCUCUCUUUCUCGCCUCUGAAGUCACUGAUCAUUCUAUCACUUCCCGAUUCUUCUAUUUAUCUCCUUCUUUUCCUGUUCAUGGGUUGAGCUGGAUUUCUCAUUCUUCUUCAUGGAGUGGGACAGCAAUUCCGAUAUCAGCGGCGACGAGGAUGACAGUUUCAUGCUCAACGAUGCUGGCCCUCUUCCCUUCCCCGUCGGAAACUUGCUCCAAACGGCGCCGUGUGGGAUUGUCGUCACCGACGCACUCGAGCCGGACCAUCCUAUUAUAUAUGUCAAUACUGUCUUCGAGAUGGUCACUGGGUAUCGGGCAGAGGAAGUGCUUGGUCGCAACUGCCGUUUUUUGCAGUAUCGAGGUCCAUUUGCUAAGAGAAGGCAUCCAUUGGUGGACUCAGCAGUAGUUUCAGAAAUCAGGAGAUGCCUUGAGGAGGGGAUCGAGUUCCAAGGUGAGUUGCUGAACUUCAGGAAAGAUGGAUCUCCACUGAUGAACAGAUUGCGGUUGACACCUAUAUAUGGGGAUGAUGAGACUAUAACACAUGUCAUUGGAAUUCAGUUCUUCGCAGAAGAAAACAUUGAUCUUGGUCCUGUCCCAGGUUCUACAAUUAAGGAACCUGCUAAGCCAUCUGAUCAAUUUAUUUUUUCUGCCCUUGCCUCAUUACGUCCUCUUCCAACAGGGGACCGUAAUGUUUCUCGUGGAGUUUGUGGGAUAUUGCAGUUGAGUGAUGAGGUGUUGUCUCUGAAGAUACUUUCUCGCUUAACUCCAAGAGAUAUUGCAUCGGUUGGCUCUGUUUGUAGGCGAUUGUAUGAGCUAACAAGAAAUGAAGAUCUUUGGAGAAUGGUAUGUCAAAAUGCAUGGGGAAGUGAAACUACACGUGUUUUAGAGACUGUGCCUGCUGCAAGAAGACUUGGAUGGGGUAGGUUGGCAAGGGAAUUGACAACUCUUGAAGCUGCAGCUUGGAGAAAGUUGACUGUUGGGGGUGCUGUUGAACCCUCACGCUGUAAUUUUAGUGCUUGUGCGGCUGGCAAUAGAGUUGUCCUAUUUGGUGGUGAAGGGGUUAACAUGCAACCUAUGAAUGACACCUUUGUGUUAGAUCUCAAUUCUAGUAAUCCUGAGUGGCAGCACGUCCAGGUGAGCUCUCCUCCCCCUGGUCGUUGGGGCCAUACACUUUCUUGUGUUAAUGGUUCUCAUUUGGUUGUAUUUGGAGGCUGUGGAAGGCAGGGCUUGCUCAAUGAUGUGUUUGUGCUGGACCUGGAUGCAAAGCCUCCCACUUGGCGUGAAAUUUCUGGAUUGGCACCCCCACUUCCUAGAUCAUGGCAUAGCUCUUGUACUCUUGAUGGAACUAAGUUGAUAGUUUCUGGUGGCUGUGCAGAUUCUGGAGUGCUUUUGAGUGAUACAUUCCUGCUCGAUCUGUCAAUGGAGAAACCUGUUUGGAGGGAGAUACCAGUUGCAUGGACCCCACCAUCUCGUCUGGGCCACAGUCUGUCUGUUUAUGGUGGCAGGAAAAUACUGAUGUUUGGGGGUCUGGCCAAGAGUGGGCCCUUGCGGUUCCGCUCUAGUGAUGUAUUCACAAUGGAUUUGAGUGAGGAGGAGCCAUGUUGGAGAUGUGUAACUGGGAGCGGGUUGCCUGGAUCGGGGAAUCCUGGGGGCAUAGCUCCUCCACCUAGACUUGAUCAUGUGGCGGUCAGUCUUCCUGGCGGGAGAAUUCUGAUAUUUGGAGGGUCUGUUGCAGGUCUUCAUUCUGCCUCACAGCUCUACAUCCUGGACCCAACUGAUGAGAAGCCUACUUGGAGAAUUUUAAAUGUGCCAGGGCACCCUCCAAGAUUUGCUUGGGGACAUAGUACUUGUGUUGUUGGAGGGACAAGAGCUAUCGUACUGGGUGGUCAGACUGGAGAGGAAUGGAUGCUAAGCGAGCUCCAUGAGCUUUCUCUGGCCAGUUCUUUGACCUAAAAAUCUAGUGAAUAAACAAACUGCAUGCUGUAGUGAAGGGAAAUACCAUGAUGCGCUGAUAAGAAGUUGUGAAAUCAUUCCAAGCAUCAAUUGUUGGCAUAGGUGUUGGUUGUUCUGAUAACUCCGGACAAGCAAGGCUUUGGUCAGAACGUUUGUAUUCUUGUGUUAAAAAUGCAUUUUCAUGUAUAUGUUUAAGUUCUGGCUCGGAGAAGAGCUUGUCACGAGUGACAUGAGACCUUAAUUGUUUUUUUCCAAGGGUUCUGUGAGACGUUGCCCGUCAGAACGUACAAUGAAAUAUUCUUCUCAAUUAGAUCAUUGUUAGUGUCUGAUAGUAAGUAGGGUAUAUUAUAUGUCAUUAGAGUUAGUUCUCGCUUCUUUCCCUGUGUUGUUGUAUAGGUGGAAUUCUGUAAGUCGAACAAUGAAUUGGAGGGGGGAAGUCCAUGUUCAUAGGAAGGUCAUUAAAUUGGGUAUUUAUGUUGUUAAUGUGUUUGAAUGUGGAUAGAAAGACCCCCUAUUUUGGGACAAGAAAACUAGUGGAAGAUUUGUGGUGAGUCCA